Molecule: messenger RNA, 2270 nt
Organism: Anas platyrhynchos (mallard)
Lineage: Eukaryota; Metazoa; Chordata; Aves; Anseriformes; Anatidae
Product: transmembrane protein 121-like
Source: RefSeq, a predicted model, not a curated record
CCCCCCGCGGCCGGUCCCGGGCCGGCCUCGCUGGGGGCCGCCGCAGUCCCCGCCCGCCCGGCCGGGAGGGGCCAAGCAGGAGCCGCAGAGCCGCCGCCGGGCGAUGCCGCGCCGGGCACGGGGGUGCCCCCCCCUCCCCGUGCCGGCCCCGCCCCGCGCCGCUUCCCCGAGGUAAGCGCGGCCCCGGCUGGGGGGGGCGGGGGGGAGCUGCGGGGCCCCGCUCCGCCGCUGCGGCCCCGUUUCUCUCCCUCCCGGCCCUCCCCGGCGCGCCGAGCCCGAGCCAUGCUGCGGGCGGACAGCCAGAGCCAGAGCCAGAGCGAGCCGGCCGCGGCUCCCCCGCCUGCCCCGGCUCGGCCGCCGGCCCUCCCCGCCGCUCCCCGGCCCGGCUCCGAGCAGCUCCCCGCCGCCUCGCCGCUCUCCUGCUGCAGCCCCGCCGCCCGCUCGGCUGAAGGCUCGGGACAUGCAGGGUUCGGGGCUUUCGCCUGUCCGGGCACCCCCAGGAUGGUGCCCCCGCCGCCCAUCAGCAAGCCCCACGUGUGCCUCUCCACCGUGCUCAUCAUGAGCAGCCUCGUCCUUAUGGAUGCCUACCUGGUGGAGCAGAGCCAGGGCUCCAGGAAGCUGGGCAUCUGCGUCAUGGUGGCGGUGGGCGACGUCUGCUUCCUGCUGGUGCUGCGCUACGUGGCCACCUGGGUGGGGGCGGAGGUGAAGACGGCCAAGCGGGGCUACGCCAUGAUCCUCUGGUUCCUCUACGUCUUCGUUCUGGAGAUCAAGGUCUACUUCGUCUACCAGAACUACAAGGCUGACCGCAAGAGCCUGGACCUGAUGGCCCGCAAAGCGCUGACCUUGCUGCUCUCCGUCUGCAUCCCGGCCCUCUACGUGCUGCUGGUGGCCACGGAGCGCAUGGAGUACGUGCGGACCUUCAAGAAGAAGGAAGAUCUCCGCAACCGCCUCUUCUGGGUCAUCGUGGACAUGCUGGACGUGCUGGACAUCCAGGCCAACCUGUGGGAGCCCCAGAAGAAGGGCCUGCCGCUCUGGGCGGAGGGCAUCAUGUUCUUCUACUGCUACAUCCUGCUCCUGGUCCUGCCCUGCGUGUCCCUCUGCGAGAUCAGCAUGCAGGGCAUCGGCAUCGUGCCGCACCGCAUGAUGCUCUACCCCAUGCUGAGCAUGCUCACCGUCAACAUCACCACCAUCUUCAUCCGCGGCAGCAACAUGCUCUUCUUCAGGGACGCCCGCGUCUCCAGCAUCUUCAUGGGCAAGAACAUGCUGGCCAUCGGCCUCAAGCUCUGCAUGUUCGUGCAGUACCAGCGGCACCGCAACCACGCGCCACCGGGGCCCGGCCCUGCCCCGCAAGGCUCCUGCCAGCCCCAGCCCUCCCCGGCGCCCGGCAAGUCCCGGGAUCAGCCCACUCGCCCCGAGGAGCCGGCCCAAGGACAACACGUGAGGCAGCAGCCGCAGCCCGACCGCCCCCACAAAACACCAGGAGGGCCGCAGAGCCCCCCGGACUGCCCCCAUGGGCUGUGUGGGGACGCCACUUGCGCCACCGCGGCCUCUCGCCCCGCUCCCCGUGCCGUGAGAGCCAGGUGCCCACGCUGGGGGCAGCGAGGACCGGGCUUCCUCCGGCCUCUCCUCCUCCUUGGACAGCCGCAGGCUCGGCCACGGGACCUUUUUCGUACCUCCCUCUUUGCAAUAAAAGACCUGAGCCCUCCUCGUGUCCGUGUCCCCCGUCCCUCGCCUGUCCAAGUGUCACGUGGCGGUGGUGGGGAAAGGGGAACUCAUUGGUGGCCACCCAGAUGCAGGGAGAAGGUCCCAGGCGCCCACAUGGGGGCAUUCUCUCCUCAUUUCUCCCAUGCUGGACAGCAGCAGGUGAAACCUGUGUCCAGCAGCUGGGGAUGGGGACACGGGGACCUGGGAAGGCAACUCCUGCAUGGCCAGGGCUUCCAGGUGAGCCCACUCCAGCCUCCUUCCUCAAUUCUCUCCCUGCACCGUUACCAGGAGAGAUUUGUCCAGCUCCAGAAUAAAAACAAAGCGUAGAACAGCAAAAUGAUGCCACAAAGGGGCUGUGAGAGCCUUGAGCUUCGGUGCCACUGCAGGCGUAAGGAUGCGGCAGGCUCUGCAUCCAUCACGAAGCCAGGAGAGGAGGAAGAGGCCAGGCAAAGCCCACGCCUGGCUUGCUUUGUGCUAAGGGUGGCUGCGGCUCUCCUUAUCGUCCCUAAGCGAGCUGGCACAUCCCACUUCUUCCGCCUUCCCCCAGUCUCACCAAAACCCGUCAG